ACCGGUUAUCCUGCUGAAGGAGGGGACAGAUACCUCCCAGGGUAUUCCUCAGCUCAUCAGUAACAUCAAUGCCUGUCAGGUGAUCGCGGAGGCGGUGAGAACCACACUGGGUCCCCGCGGCAUGGACAAACUGAUCGUGGACAACAGAGGAAAAGCAACCAUCUCUAAUGAUGGUGCCACCAUUCUCAAGCUGUUGGAUGUGGUUCACCCUGCAGCCAAGACUCUGGUGGACAUCGCCAGAUCCCAGGACGCUGAGGUCGGUGAUGGCACGACCUCUGUGACCCUGCUGGCCGCAGAGUUUCUGAAGCAGCUGAAAUCGUAUGUGGAGGAAGGGCUCCACCCCCAGACCAUCAUCCGCGCCUUCCGCACAGCCACCAACCUCGCCGUCAAAAAGAUCAAAGAGAUCGCCGUCACGGUCAAGAAAGACGACAAGCAAGAGCAGAGGAAGCUGUUGGAGAAAUGCGCGGCCACAGCGCUGAACUCUAAGCUGAUCGCUGGGCAGAAGGACUUCUUCUCCAAGAUGGUGGUGGACGCAGUGAUGAUGCUGGACGAGCUGCUGUCCCUGAAGAUGAUUGGUGUGAAGAAAGUGCAGGGCGGAGCUUUGGAGGACUCUCAGCUGGUGGCGGGUGUGGCCUUUAAGAAGACCUUCUCCUACGCGGGCUUCGAGAUGCAGCCCAAACGCUACGAGAACCCAAAGAUCGCCCUGCUCAACAUCGAGCUGGAGCUCAAGGCCGAGAAGGACAACGCAGAGGUCCGGGUCAACACAGUAGAGGACUACCAGGCCAUAGUGGAUGCUGAGUGGAACAUUCUCUACGAUAAACUGGAGAAGAUCUAUAAGUCCGGCGCUAAAGUGGUUCUGUCCAAGCUGCCCAUCGGAGACGUGGCUACACAGUACUUCGCCGAUCGGGACCUGUUCUGUGCCGGCCGGGUACAGGAGGAAGACCUCAAGAGAACCAUGAUGGCCUGCGGGGGCUCCAUCCAGACCAGCGUCAGUUCCCUGACUGACGACGUCCUGGGCCAGUGUGAGCUGUUUGAGGAGGUGCAAGUCGGAGGAGAGAGGUACAACUUCUUUAAGGGCUGUCCGAAGGCCAAGACGUGCACCAUCAUCCUGAGGGGCGGAGCGGAGCAGUUUAUGGAGGAGACGGAGCGCUCUCUGCACGACGCCAUCAUGAUCGUGCGCCGGGCCAUCAAGAAUGACUCCAUCGUGGCUGGUGGGGGAGCCAUAGAGAUGGAGCUGUCGAAAUACCUGAGGGAUUACUCCAGGACCAUCCCCGGCAAACAGCAGCUUCUCAUCGGGGCGUACGCCAAAGCCCUGGAGGUCAUCCCCCGACAGCUGUGCGACAAUGCAGGCUUCGACGCCACCAACAUUCUCAACAAACUGAGGGCCAAGCAUGCACAGGGCGGUAUGUGGUACGGCGUGGACGUGAACAACGAGGACAUCGCCGAUAACUUCCAGGCGUGCGUGUGGGAACCAGCCAUCGUGAGGAUCAACGCCCUGACCGCGGCCUCCGAAGCCGCCUGCCUCAUCCUCUCCGUGGACGAGACCAUCAAAAACCCCCGCUCCUCCGUCGACGCCCCCGCAGGACGCGGGCGGGGUCGCGGGAGACCCCCCCACGCCCACUAGACCCGUCCCCUCUCGCGGACGCUUAGUCUCCAACAGUUUAGGUUUUGGACUCUUUGAAAGGUUGAAAAAACACAAGAAGUGUCGAUUUUUUUUUGUCUGCUCCGCUAACCAGUUUGUGUUUUUGUUUUGUUACUGAAUAUCAAGCAGCGUGUCCUGACAUCUCAAUGUGUUUGAGCAGACAGACAGGGGGGGAAAAAACCCCCCCACCAGAAAUAAAGGUAGCUUUUGCUAAUAUCACUCCUAAGGGUUUUUUUUUUUGUGUGAGUCUUGUGAGUUCAGCGAGGUCACCGCUCCUGUAGGAUAGCGGGGGGGGGGAAUCUUAGGUAUGCUGGUUGUUGCGUACGAGUAAAUUUCACGCGUAACUCUCGAGCAAAAGCUUGCUGUUCUGUUUGGCGUAAAAAAAAAACACAUUGAUGUUUUGGCGGUGAAGUCCUGCUGCUUCGCUGGAUGGAACUAUUUAUUGGACCAUUAAAAUCAAUACUUCCACUUCUCA
Chanos chanos (milkfish) is the source of this 2117-nucleotide messenger RNA. RefSeq names its product chaperonin containing TCP1, subunit 7 (eta) (gene cct7). The record is from RefSeq and is a predicted model, not a curated record. Gene Ontology annotation, molecular function: ATP binding; ATP hydrolysis activity; ATP-dependent protein folding chaperone. The transcript is spliced from 10 exons. The coding region runs from base 122 to 1624 and encodes 500 amino acids. Lineage: Eukaryota; Metazoa; Chordata; Actinopteri; Gonorynchiformes; Chanidae. Gene Ontology annotation, biological process: protein folding.